Molecule: messenger RNA, 6340 nt
Organism: Orbicella faveolata
Lineage: Eukaryota; Metazoa; Cnidaria; Anthozoa; Scleractinia; Merulinidae
Product: integrator complex subunit 1-like
Biological process (GO): U2 snRNA 3'-end processing
Cellular component (GO): integrator complex
Source: RefSeq, a predicted model, not a curated record
AUGAACAAAGGUGGACCUGGAGCAAGAAGACCUAAACCAGGACCACGGGUGAUUGAUGUUGUUCUCUUGUAGGCACUCACAAGCAUAUUAAAACGUGAAGGAGGCUCCAUGAACAUCAAGCCUGCCAAGGGAGUGAAUGCCUUGGUUCCCAUGAUGGCAUGUAACAUUCUGCUCUAUGCCUACCAAGAAGAAGAUGACUGGCCAGAGUCGUUUGUCAAAGUCUAUGUUGAGGAUGCACUGGGAGACAGAGUAUGGGUUGAUAAUGAACAUUGCCGAAGCUUUGUUGAGAAUAUAUUGACGGCAUUUGGGACCAAAACUGCACCACGAACAUUGGCACGACAGCACAGUGAUCCUGCAGGGAAGCAGGUGGCUUCUGAGCAGGCUACCUCUAGUGGAGCACAGGGUGCAGUUCCAACGAAAGAGGAAGAAGAAGUUGUUGAGGAAAUGGAAACAUCCACUUCACUUGAGGAGGAUAACAUACCAGUGAUUUCAAGGUUCAUGUCAUCUUCUGUUGAGCACAAUAUCCAGACCUAUAUCCUUGAACUUGUUCACGACCAAUUAACAAGACGUCAGCCACUGGACAGCAUCACACGCAACUUGUUGAAACUGCUGACAGUCACAUGUGGGUACAGUCAGAUCAGACUGUCGGUUUCCCAUAGGCUUGAGAUGUGGCUUCAAAAUCCCAAGGUAAUUUGCGUGUUCAUUUAUUGCAACAGUAACAUAAACAUUUUGGUUAUGAUCUGCAUCAAACUGGAUUGCAAAAAAAUGAAAAAAUACAUAAAAUCUAAAUUAAUGUGUGAAAAGUUACUAACCAAAUAUAAAUUAAUAUGUAAUAAUUAUUUUACUUCACAGCUGCUGGCUAUGGUGUUUCAAGACCUGCUGACAAACAAGGAUGACUACCUACGAGCAUCACGUGCCCUAUUGAGGGAAAUUGUCAGAGCUCUGAGACAUGAUAUGGACUUUGUUGCUCUAUGCCGAGGGUUUAUGAAGGAAAGAACUGAAAGUCAGUUUAGAGACCUUGAUGCUUCCUUAAAGGAUCGUAUGCUGCUUUCCUUAGCAGAUCUUAUCACCAUGGCAACUUUUCUUAGUAUUACGCCCAGCAUUAAGGAUGUAUUUAACAGUGCAUCUGCAAGAGGAGAAAAGAAAGAUUGGUCAGGACUUCAGGAAUUUCAGAAAUCAGUGUCCACAAUCCAGCGUGACGCUGUCUGGUGGUUACAUAUUGUUGUACCGAAAAUGUUCAGUCCUAGUGGGAAAGAUUUCUUGUCAUGCAUGAAUAAAGUGCUUUUCCUGGAUCCAGCAGACAACUACGUGGGAAAAGACAACUGGCCCCCAGAGAAUGACAGAAGUUUGUUGCUGAGUAUCAUCAGUGAAGUUCCUGUACAAGAGGAUACACUAAUGAGGACUAUCAUAAUUGGCCUGUCUAAUGAGCUGCCACUAACUGCACCAGAAACACUUGAAAUAGCAGAUUCCUUGGUGCGGAGAGUGGCAGCCAUCAAGACUCCUUCUCCAUGGAUACAAAGCUCCCAAUCAGGAGACUCUUCUCUUUCAGUGAAUCGUUUGGAGCUCUUGGAUGCUGUUCUCAACCUGUGUGCUUAUCACCAUCCUAAGGACAUCAUCCUGCCUACAGGAUACACUGCUCCAAAAUUGGCAAUUGCUAAUCUGUACUGGAAAGGUUGGAUUUUACUUGCUGUAGUCGCAUCUUUAAACCCAUCUUCAAUUGGCCAAUCCGGCUGGGAUAAUUUUCCAAUGUUGAAAUGUCUCAUGGAAAUGCUCAUGACAAACAACUUUACGUUUCCACCACCAACUGCUGCAGUGACGAGUGAGGAGAAAGAUGAGAUACUCGCUCAAGAGUUGCAGCUGGCACAAGCUGAGAAGGAAGAGAUCCUAUUAUUUGAAUCACACCUGGCAGCAGCCACGACUAAAGUGACCAUCACAGAAAGUAAUAGUUUGUUGCUGAGUCAGCUGAUUAGCAUGGAUCCUGUUGGACCUGCACGUCGUCCCCCUCAGAAUGUUAUCGAUCAGCUGAAAGCAACAAACAAGACUCUCAAACUGGGCCAGAUGCUUUGCCGCAGCCGCUCACCUGACUUCCUGUUGGAAAUCAUCCAGAGGCAGGGUGCAUCCCAAAGUAUGCCAUGGCUAGCGGAGCUUGUUCAGUCUUCUGAAGGAUCACUAGACGUGCUACCAGUACAAUGCCUGUGUGAAUUUCUGUUGCUGGAAAAAACUGCUGACAGCGUCAAGGAAGAGGGUGAAGGAUCCUCCAAGGAGCUACAAGAUAAAAGAGUUGACAUACAGCGGCAUGUUCUGGGACGACUGAGAUCACUGUUGUUUGGCAAUGAAGCUGACGCGGAGUCUACAGGAGAAGUGUUGGAGUACUUCAUGAGAAGAUUGUCCUCUGUACAAACAGCAGAGAGAGAUUCAGCUGUUAAGGACAUACAGCGGCAUGUUCUGGGACGACUGAGAUCACUGUUGUUUGGUAAUGAAGCUGACGCGGAGUCUACAGGAGAAGUGUUGGAGUACUUCAUGAGAAGAUUGUCCUCUGUGCAAACAGCAGAGAGAGAUUCAGCUGUUAAGGGUCUAGAACUAGUGCUAUCCCAAGAGGCAGUUCAAGUGGAUGGUCAUGUGACCGUGGUGUGUGAAGAGGAGUUGGAGGGCAGUGCCAUGGUAACCACUAUGGAAGAACUGUUCUCUCCAACAUUCCCAGCAGGCAGCACGGUCUCCAAGACUUUCAAGUGGCUGUUGGUGAGCUUGCCAAGCUUGCCUCACUUUGAUGCUGUGAGAGCGACUUGUUGCUUUGCCUUGAGGCAGUCAUGCCAAGUUGAGAUCGUGCCUGAGAGAGCACAAGCUUAUCUGAUGUUCCUGGCUGAUCACGCUACUGACAGUGGCGAAGAAGAGUUUUUAGCCACAGUCAUUGACGUGGCACAGUUGAUUAUAGAGCGACCCACCAUCAUGGCACCAGUUCUAGACAAAGGGCUGACUGGACAAGAAACUUAUCAAGCGUUACUGAGACUGUACACUAUCGCUUUACAACAAGCUAUUGAUAUGCAGGAAGGAAACUUCUCCUGGCAGGAGACACAAGACCAAUUAUUUGUACAGUGGUCUAAAGACACGGAGUAUGCUGGGAAGGCGGCCACUUUGCACGUGUUGGUCAUUCACGCCAUGAUUGUGUUACUGACUUACGGGGAACCGCAAGGAGAUACUGGUCUGUACACUGCUCUUUUGAACGCCUGGUGCCCUGAGCAAGGACAAGUGAAGGUGUACCUGACAGAUACCGGGGAGGAAGCCAUAUUGCUGCAAGAGUGGCUCAGACUGCGCAUGAUCAGGUCCCAGGUCUCCAGAGUGGUGGAUGCUGCUUUGAAUGACUUGAUGCCGUCGCAGCUUGUGUUGUUUGCUCAGUCGUUUGGAAUUCCAGUGAACAGUAUGAGCAAACUUCUUCAACAGUUGGACAAAGCUUCGCAAGAGGACCCGGUGGGGAUAGAGGAGGCUGUGUUGGAUAAAGGUUACAUGGUACAGCUUGUUGAAGUUCAACAGCUUCGUGGUGCUGUGGGAGGAGACUUGUUCUGCUGUUUACUGACCGAGGAACCACCAGAAAAGAAAGACGGCACUAAUUUGGCAGUUCUUGAUGGCGGCAUCACGCCUUUACCUUUAGCUACUGUGCCACAGUUGUCUCGUCUUCAUGAGGAAUCAAUGAGUGUCGACCAUUCGGAAACAAAUGAACAGAUGUGUGCUGCGAUAUUUGAGUUCCUCCGGUGUAGUUGUGGACGGAGCGUUAUGGGUUUCUGCCAUUUGUCAAGUGCUGUUCUAGAAAAGCAACUGGUUGUUGAAUUUUUUUCGUGUAGCUAUCUGCUUUUAAGCUUCCAAAAACUACCUAAUGCUGAAAACAAGGCGAAAAUGUUCUUGUCAAGUUACUGCUGUUGUUUCAUGUUUGCAUUUAUUUCAGCCGGCAAUAUCCUAGAGCAGUUAGCGUCGGAUGAGUGUGCAGAUUAUGUUUCUCUGGUGAGAACAUUUCUGUCGGCAUGUAGAGAUGGCGCGGUGAAACCGGAAUGUAUCACUGUGGAAGUCGCAGUAAAAGCUUGUCUGAAACUCAAAAAGGCAAACUCUCCUCUCUUUGAGGACUUUAUCAAGGCCAUCAUCACAACUCUUAUCUCUGCAAGAAGCAGGAUAGAUUCUGAAUCGGCUUCGGCGGUAUGGACACCUCAGCAGUCUCUCCCCUUGAAGACAUGCUCAGAAAUCCUCGUUCAAUUGUUGAAAGAGUUUGAAGGCGUAGAUCUGUCACGUGAUAACUUGGUCAGCGGUCUCUUAGUAGACUGGUACGAGAUCCUGGACCCGGAGGUUGUUCAAGUCCAUCCUCUAUUGCAGCGGCAGCUUUUGUUUCAGGACAGAGUGAGCAUGCCCAGUUGGGAUAGGUCGCUGACUAGUCACGAAGAGCGCUCACCGUCCACUUAUCUGCUGGGCUCGUUGACGCAUCAGGCACGCUGGGAAACGCUGCAGGACUGUCUGGAUUGGCUGUUGGGACAUGACAGAGAAGAAAACAGACUUGAUCCGACUGCAGCUUUGGACUUUGUGUGGACUUGUUUUCACAGUCCAAGACUUUGGCAAGGCAGAGAUCAAAAGUCCACUGCUGUGGGCAGCCAAGGAACUAAUUCUGCGGUGUAUGAAAAACCAGUCCUUGAUUUGAGUCCUACACAGGUCUCCUCUUUGACCGGUUUCAUUCUGUCGGAGCUUUCUUCUCGUGUCGCGGAAUGGUGCCAAAGAAAAGGUCCCAAUUAUCAGCGUUUUCUUGAAGAGAUGAAAGAUGGAAGUUUAAGUGCAUCUGAGGAAAAAAUGUUGCGUUUUAUUCUUUGGUCUUCAUACUCGUCUAUUGUCCUGACUUUUCUAUUAGACUCUAUGUUUAAUAUUCUUCUUUACUUAACUUAUCUUUAUUAUUCCCUUGCUAGGUGGUCCAAGUGGUUAACAGCUCAGUUUCUUGUUCAACUUUACCUCGCCCAGCCAAAAGUGAUGCGCUCUAUUGAGGACUUCCGGUCCCUCACCACUUCCGGUGCCAUCAGUCAAUCAACCCGUUGUCAGUUGGAUGUCCUGUGUCACCGUGUAUUGACAAGCCUGGCUGAAUCUAGGCCAGGUAAGGAGUAUGAAGACCGAGCCUACAACACCAAGCUGUUCAUCCAAGAGGGUUUGCGGAACACCUUGGAUGCUUACUUUGGUCUUAUUCAGGCUGAAUGUCUUCGUUUCAAAGAGCUAGCUAGCGUUGUUACAAAGCUGAUGCCAUUUCUUCAUCAUUUUUGUGCUGAAAGUCCUGGCCAAGCGUUCUCCGCUCUCCACAAGAGAGGUCCUUUGUUUCAGGAAUUGUUGCAAGAUUUCCCCGCCCUCCCUUCCCUUCAAUGUGUUGUAAGCGCAAUCUCUCUGUCAUCGACACCGCACUCAGAUGAUCCCUUGAACGAAAACGCAACCGUCGAAGGCCCCUCAGCUGACGGAGCUCCCACAAGUACAAAACCGACGGUCCGGUCCGUCAUUACACCACCUGAGAACACCAUGUGGUCAUCAGCACAGCUCGCUCCUUUUGUGCAGCGGCUUGCUCCCGGACAACCAGUAGAAGACGUGUCGAAAGUUCUUGUAGAUUUAGACGAAACGUCCAAGCGCCGAGUGGACAUUUUAGAUCAUUUUGUGCCUCACUUGGUUCGUCUUCUCUCUGACGUAACGAAUACCUGUAGGACCCAGGCCCACACUCUUCUACUGCGCCACAUUCGAGAAAAUCCUGGGACUGCUCACAAGUUUGUGGACACGUACAUGGAUUGUCUUAACUCGACGGAGCCUGGCGUGAUUUUGACAGCAGCAAAAUUUAUUCCCGAAUUUAUUGUCUUGGGAAAUGAAUUCUCCGACUCGUUGCUUCAAAAGAUGUUCUCUCUUGCCGUUUACGAUGCUCAUGAUGUGGGAAUUCCCUUACUACAAAGCAUUCAACUGCUGAAUUUACACUGAAUAACAAAUGCGGAUUUUAAAUGACAAAUAGAAGAGAUUUCAUUGUGGUGUCAGAGAAGGAAUGUUAGGAUUGAUAGUGUCAAAAACAAAUGCACCUCAAUCAUCCUUGUCGUUUACUCAGCUAUCAGAUUAAACGAACAUUUUAAAACACCAAGACGUGGAGCAUGUGACUUUUUGGAGCCUAUAGAAGGACAGUCGCUGAUACGACUGCGCAAAGAAAGAAUGUGAAAAUACUAGAAAUCGUCUUUUGGCCUAUCGUUAAUUUCUGUAUCGCCAGUUUCUAGCUCGAUCAACUUCACUGCAUUUUUAAAGCUGUCAAAUAAGUUGUCUGUUACUGAGGGGUUAGAAGCUAUUAUAGUGACACUCCUCA